Mangifera indica (mango) is the source of this 1571-nucleotide messenger RNA. RefSeq names its product dof zinc finger protein DOF2.1-like. The coding region runs from base 344 to 1273 and encodes 309 amino acids. Gene Ontology annotation, biological process: regulation of DNA-templated transcription. The transcript is spliced from 2 exons. Lineage: Eukaryota; Viridiplantae; Streptophyta; Magnoliopsida; Sapindales; Anacardiaceae. Gene Ontology annotation, molecular function: DNA binding; DNA-binding transcription factor activity. The record is from RefSeq and is a predicted model, not a curated record.
AAACAUGAAUCCGUUUCGUUUAGUUGCAGAAAUAAGAGAGAGAAGAACUGGAAUUUUCUGAGGAGAAAAUAUCCUCGAUCUACUCGUACGAAAUCUCAUCGUUAACCACUCCUUUACUCUCUUCUCUUUCUAUGCAAGCAUAUUCUCACCUCCUCCCCCUUGCCUUUAUAUAUAUAUUCACAGCUCUCCCCUUAUUUUCUUGACUUUCCUUUGCAUGAAUCUUCAAUCAAUAUUUCUCUUCUAGCUUACUCGUUCUUUUUCUUUUAUCUAUCUCUCUCUCUAUCAGUUUAUAUCAGCGCAAAAUUCUGAGUUUGAAGAGUGUGCGAUUUGUAUUGUUGCAUGGAUGGAUGCCUCAAAUGGACAACACCAAGUAGGAAAUGAAAUGGCCUCUCAUUCACUGGAGAACAUGUUGGCUUGUUCAAAAGCACAACAAGAAAGGAAGCCAAGGCCUCAACCGGAGCUAGCUCUAAAAUGUCCAAGGUGUGAUUCAACCAACACAAAAUUUUGCUACUACAACAACUACAGCCUCACUCAACCCAGAUACUUCUGCAAAUCUUGCAGAAGGUACUGGACCAAAGGCGGCACUCUGAGGAAUGUUCCAGUGGGUGGAGGCUGCAGGAAGAACAAAAGAUCAUCAUCAUCAUCAUCAUCAAAGAGAUCCCAAGAACAAUCUAUCACUUCUCCCAUCACCAACCCUCUCACCAAUCUCAGUUAUGACUCAAACGACCUCACUCUUGCAUUUGCUCGCCUCCAAAAACAAGCCAGUGGGCAAUUAGGGUUUGAUGAGCCUGAUUUUUCUAUUUUGGGCAAUCCCACAAACACCCAUUGCACUGAUACCAUUCUUGGAAACCCUAAUAUUAACAACUCUUGUGCUUCAUCUCCAGCCUUCCUUGAUGCUCUCAGGAGUGGAUUUCUCGAAACCCAGAACAAUUAUCAGAAUCUGUAUUACGGGUUUGGGAAUGGGCAAAGUAUGGGAGAUGUAGAUAACAAUAAUGUUGGUGGUGUUGGCUUCAGUGGGGAAAUGUUGCUGCCAUAUCCAGAAAUGGCAAGUACUAAUGCAACAACAACAGCUGUGACAGUCACAACAAUGAAACAAGAGCCUUGCUAUAACAGAGAAAGUGAAAAUUCUAGGGUUCUGUGGGGAUUUCCAUGGCAGCAGCUUAAUGCAGAUCAUCAUCAUGGGAACAUGGGUGGUGAAAUUGAUUUAGCAAAAGAAAGCUGGAAUGGACUCAAUUCAACUUGGCAUGGACUGGUUAAUAGCCCUUUAAUGUGAAAACAAACAAGGCAUAGAAAUUCUUGUUUUAUCAGAUCUCCACUUCAUUUUCAUUUCCCAUUUGUUUUUUAAUUAAAUUUUUUUGUUUUCUAGUAUAAACUAUAGGCUCUAUAGGAGAUAUGAGAUUUGCUAGGCAAAGAAGUGAAGUGAUAUAACAUGAAAUGUAGUAUCUUUGAGAAAAGAGUGAAUGAGUGAGAGUGAUGUUUCAUGGUUUAUGCAUUCUGAACUCUCUGAAAUUCUCAAACUGUUGUUGGAUUUGUUUGCAGUGAAAUUUGGAAUUUUCUUUUGGUGUUUUCAA